UCAUGUCGCGUUGCAUUCUGGUUCUUGUAGUCGGUUUCUGUUCUUCCUCCAUUGUCGUCGCUGCAGAGAUCAGCUGCUCCGUCCUGAGAUGUCGUCGGGCAGCGCAGCCAUGCAGACGGAGAGAGAGCCUGCAGGUGGAGGAAACAAGAGGAGCCCGUGUCCGCUGCACGGCUGCAAGCGUCUGUUCUCAGACGCCACGGAUCUGGAGAGCCACAUCAAGGACCACGAGAUCUCUGCUCAGUCACUUCCAGGAAAGGUCCUGCUGUGCUCCACCGUCGGGUGCAGCGGUUCCUUCCCCGACAUGCAGAAACUGAUGGAACACAUGAGGCAUCAUCACAAACCCAACAUAUUCUUCCUGUGUGAGAGCUGCCGCACAAAGUUGCGAUCCUACCGCGGCCUCCUGACUCACCUGCACACCUGUUCCAAAGUGUCACGGGGCAGGCCGAAGCCGUCUGAACCGCUGGCCGCUGGGCCUGCUUCUGUAACCAACCCGGACCUGGACCAGAAGCCCCCACUGCUUGACCCGGUGUCCACCCCGCAGACGCUUCCCUCGGAUCUCCCAAACCCAGAAGGGUCCUUCCUUGCCACUGUUCUCAAAACGGACCCUUCCCCUCCUCUCCUCGGCCCCCCCUUCUCGUCCGACUCUGAGACCUCCCCUCCCCACCUCGCUCUGCCGCAGCUUCCGGAGGCAGCCCCCCAGCCUCGGCUCAUGGGCGAACCCUCUGAUCAGCCUCAACCUUUAAACCUGGAUGGCCCAAAAGCAGCGCAAGACGCCAUGGAUGCCCAGGGUCAGCACCUGACACAGACCAGGUCUCCUGAUCGCGUCAACCCUGCACCCGGACCAGCGCCACGCUCUCCUCCCGGGUUCGCCGCUGUCUGGAAGAAGGGUUCAGGGACGGCCUGCAGCAGACGCAUCCUUUGGGAGCACACUAAAGGGCGCUACACCUGCGUGCAGUGUGGCCACGCGGUAAGCAACCGCAAGGAAAUGACUCACCACAUCAGCAGUAAACACAGCGGCAACAAACCCGCAGACGACACCGGGGGCCCCGCCACCAGCUUGUAGCGUGGAAGCGGGAGGACGCGUUCACUGUCGCUCCUCUUCUGUAGAUGAAUGUUUCUGUCACUCUUUAUUGUGAGUGAACCGCCUGCAGCAGUGAGUUCUCAACGGAUUAUUUGGUAGCGAUCUUAAACAUCUUUGCAUUAAUUUAUCCAUUUCAACAAAGCACUUUUUUGCCUGUUGCUUCCAGGCACACAUACUACUUUUCAUUUAAAAUCAGACUGCUGGAUCACCCACUGCAACAUGUGUCCUCCACACACAUUUGGAGACUUCUUACUUUGACAUAGUUCAUUAGUUGGUUGUAGUCUGCAACCUCACCACCAGAUGCCACUAAAUCCUACACACUGAUCCUUUAACUAUUGCUUAGCCUUUGUAAACUGUUAUGUCUGUUUGGUUUUUUUUGUACCCCGCCACUUAUUCUUGUCAACAAAUCCAAUGAAAAGACAGUAAUCAACAAUGAGGUAGUCGGUUUCUUAAUAUCCACCUGUGGCUCUCUGCCCAUUGGUUUCUACUGUAAGCUUUAUAAAAAGGAAAAAAAAAAACAGCUC
Anoplopoma fimbria (sablefish) is the source of this 1605-nucleotide messenger RNA. RefSeq names its product zinc finger protein 414 (gene znf414). NCBI's taxonomy places the organism in Eukaryota, Metazoa, Chordata, Actinopteri, Perciformes, Anoplopomatidae. Bases 89 to 1063 code for a protein of 324 amino acids. The transcript is spliced from 5 exons. The record is from RefSeq and is a predicted model, not a curated record.